AUGAGUGCUUCCAAGAUGGCCAUGUCCAACCUAGAGAAAAUACUAGAAUUGACCCCGCUCUCGCCCACCAGUUUUGUCACGAGAUGCCUGCCAGCUGCGCCCGUAGGAUCAAAGGGCACGUUUGGUGGCACGCUGGUGUCACAAUCGCUGCUGGCAUCGCUGUAUACCGUGCCAUCGAACUUCUUCCCGACCUCGCUACACUCGUACUUCAUCAAGGGUGGCGACCCGCGGGCCAAGAUCACGUACCAUGUGCAGAACUUGCGAAACGGCAGAAAUUUCAUCCAUAAGCAAGUCAGUGCCUACCAGCACGACAAGUUGAUCUUCACCUCGAUGAUCCUUUUUGCCGUCAAGCGCUCUAUGGAGCACGACUCCCUGCAGCAUUGGGAGACCAUCGCUGGUCUGGAGGGCAAGCAGCCGGAUCCGCACCGGUACGAAGAGGCUUCUUCACUCUUCCAAAAAGAAGUCCUGAGCCCACAGAAACUGAGUCGCUACGCCGCCCUGUCUGACAGGUUCCAGGAUGCAGCUUCCAUGAGCAAGUACGUGGACGCGUUCCAGUACGGCGUCAUGGAGUACCUCUUCCCCAAGGACAUGUUCUACUCGGCAAGACACACGGACGAACUGGAUUACUUCGUCAAAGUGAGACCGCACGUCACUACGGUCGAACACGCAGCUGACGAGUCCUCUUUGUCCAAACACCAUCCGUACCGAAUCCCCAAGAGCAUUACCCCCGAAAAUGACGCCCGCUACAACUACGUUGCCUUUGCAUAUCUCUCGGACUCGUACCUCCUGCUCACGAUCCCGUACUUCCACAACCUGCCCCUGUACUGCCACAGUUUCAGCGUUUCCCUUGACCACACGAUCUACUUCCACCAGCUGCCACACGUGAACAGCUGGAUCCAUCUCAAGAUUUCCAACCCGAGGUCCCACUGGGACAAGCACCUCGUGCAGGGCAAGUACUUCGACACGCAGUCGGGCCGCAUAAUGGCAAGCGUCUCCCAGGAGGGCUACGUUGUCUACGGAUCAGAACGAGACAUCCGGGCCAAGUUCUGA
Molecule: messenger RNA, 1050 nt
Organism: Saccharomyces kudriavzevii IFO 1802
Lineage: Eukaryota; Fungi; Ascomycota; Saccharomycetes; Saccharomycetales; Saccharomycetaceae
Gene: TES1
Product: palmitoyl-CoA hydrolase
Exons: 1
Coding region: 1-1050 (349 amino acids)
Biological process (GO): fatty acid catabolic process; acyl-CoA metabolic process
Cellular component (GO): peroxisomal matrix
Molecular function (GO): fatty acyl-CoA hydrolase activity
Source: RefSeq, a predicted model, not a curated record